ACAGCGCUGCGCGCAACUGGGGCCACCACUGCUCUGCCCGCGCCCGCCCCGCCUGCAGCUCCCGGCCGAGCCUCGCGCCCUCCCUGCAACUCCCGGAGCCCGCGCCCUCUCGGGGCAGCUUCCCGGCCCCGCGCCCGCCCCGCGGUGCAGUUCCCGGCCGACCCGCACCCUCCCCGUCUCGGGCCAGCUCCCCGGUCCAGCGCCCGCCCCGCGGUGCAGUUCCCGGCUCCGCCCGCCCGCGCCCUCCCAGUCUCGGGGUAGCUCCCCGGCGGGCCCACUCCGUGCAGCGCUCCCCACCACGCGCCCGCGUCCCCUCGGGCAGCCCUCCCCCUGGUCCCGCGCCCCUCGGGGCAGCCCCCGACCCCGGCCCCGCACCCUCCCUGCAGCUCCCGGCCCUAGCCCUCGUGUCCCCGCUGUGUCCCCUCCACGUCCUCGCCGGCAAGAUGCGUUCGUCCCUGGCUCCCGGAGUCUACUUCCUCCGCAACUUCUCCCGGGACAGCUGGUUCCGGGGCUUCAUCCUGCUGAUCACCUUCUUGAUUUACACCUGCUACCACAUGUCCCGGAAGCCCCUCAGUGUGGUCAAGAGCCGCCUGCACCAGAAUUGCUCAGCGCUCAUCCCCCCUGACAAUAACAGCCAUGACCUCAAUGACUCCACGUGGUGUAGCUGGGCCCCCUUCGACCAGAGCAACUACAAGGAGCUUCUGGGGGCCGUGGACAACGCCUUCCUUGUGGCCUACGCCAUCGGCAUGUUCAUCAGUGGGAUUUUUGGGGAGCGGCUCCCGCUGCGUUACUACCUGUCGGCGGGGAUGCUUCUCAGCGGCCUCUUCACCUCGCUCCUGGGCCUGGCCUACUUCUGGGACAUCCACGUGCUCUGGUACUUCGUGCUGAUCCAGAUCUUCAAUGGACUCGCCCAGACCACGGGCUGGCCUGCCGUGGUGGCCUGCGUGGGUCACUGGUUUGGAAAGGGGAAGCGGGGGCUCAUCAUGGGCAUCUGGAACUCUCACACCUCUGUGGGCAACAUCCUGGGCUCCCUGAUCGCCGGCGUCUGGGUGAACGGGGAGUGGGGGCUGUCGUUUGUGGUGCCCGGCGCCAUCACCGCGGCCAUGGGCCUCUUCACCUUCCUCUUCCUCAUCGAGUACCCGGAAGACGUGGACUGCACCCCUCCUCAGCACCACGAAGCCCCGGAGGCGAGUCCCACUGGCGUGGAGGAGGGCUGCACGGAGGCGGCGGCAGGAAGCUGCAAGGACCUGAGCGCUCAGCCUGCUGCCAUCAGCUUCUUCGGGGCACUUCGAAUCCCGGGCGUGGUGGAGUUCUCGCUGUGUCUGCUCUUCGCCAAGCUGGUCAGCUACACCUUCCUGUACUGGCUGCCGCUCUACAUCUUCAACGUGGCUCACUUCAGCGCCAAGGAGGCUGGUGACCUGUCCACGCUCUUCGAUGUUGGCGGCAUCAUAGGUGGCAUCCUGGCAGGGCUCAUCUCCGACUACACCAACGGCAGGGCCACCACCUGUACCAUCAUGCUCAUCCUGGCCGCGCCCCUGAUGUUCCUGUACAACGCCUUUGGCCAGAGAGGGAUAGCCAGCUCUGUAGCCAUGCUCAUCAUCUGCGGGGCGCUGGUCAACGGCCCUUACUCCCUCAUCACCACGGCCGUCUCCGCUGACCUGGGCACCCACCAGAGCCUGAAGGGCAACGCCAAGGCGCUGGCCACGGUCACGGCCAUCAUCGACGGCACCGGCUCCAUCGGGGCGGCCCUGGGACCCCUGCUGGCUGGCCUCAUUUCCCCCACGGGCUGGAACAACGUCUUCUACAUGCUCAUCUCGGCCGACGUGCUGGCCUGCUUGUUCCUCUGCCGGCUGGUGUACAAGGAGAUCGUGGCCUGGCGGACGUCCCUGAGCAGAGAUGGAGGGAGGCUCUGGCUGAUCCAAGCUGACCUGGCCGCGGAGCGGGACUGAGCACUGCAUGGGGAGCCCCUUCCUUCAAGCAGGUAUAAAGAAAUAUGAGGCCCCGGAUGGAAGAGAAGGUGGGAAGACCCGAAGGGGACCCGGUGUUCCCCAAGGCAAGACAAUGCACUCGCCCCGGCUGAGGCCGAGCCUCUGGCCCCGGGCAGGACUCUGGUGGGGACACUCUGGUGGAAGAGCCAGGACUCACUGAUGCAGGGCCUGGGACUGAGGUCUGCCCCCUGGAUGCCGAGCUCGGACUUGUGCUCCUUCAGAUUCCUGAUCUGAGCGGAGCUCGGCGGGCCAGGCCUGGAGGAGGUGGGUGCCCCUCUGUGCCCACCGCCCACACCAUAGAUGGGCAUCUGACCCGACUCCACCGCUGCCUCUGUCGCUUUGUCCGGGAGCGCCUCCUGUGCCCGUGGAUGGAACCCCUGAGCUGGGGCUGAGGGGCGGCGGGUACAGGGGGCCUGGGCAGGGCCGGCUCUGCGCUCCCUCCGGCGGCCAGGCCCGGAAGAUGCAUCCUGCACCCCCCGUUAGCGGCUGCGGUUCUUUUUUUUUUUUUUUUGCGGGCUGUGAAACCGUGUCCCGGGACCGCAGGCCCCUGCAGCGGAGACCUCCGGGGGCCGCUGCCCCUUGGCGUUGCCAGCGGCGAUGCUCAUGGCAAACGAGUGAGCCGGCCAGAGCCGUGGGCAGACGUUGCUCGAGGGGCUGUGGGCUCACGGACAGGCGAGGAGGCCUCGGGGUGAGUCCCUAGCGGCCGGGGCUCACUCUGCCUCGGGGAGGAGCGGCCGCAGGCGGUCCCGGGAACCCCCCGGGGAGCGCGGGGAGCGCCCUGCUGUGCCUCGGGCCGCCGCCAGGGGGCGCCGCGACCCCGUGGCAGAGCCGGGCUGGGGCGGGGAGGGCGGGGAGGGCGGGCCGGGAGGCGGCGACCGAGCGUAGGCCUUGGCGGCUCUCCUCCCCGCCCCCCUGCCAGCGCUUUCGGCGGUGUCGGGCCUAGAAGGGAGGGCGGGCCCGCCGACAGCUGCGCUCCCCAGGGGCAGAGACAUCUGGAAGGUGCCGGCUGCGCAGCGGGGAACAGCUGCCCGGAGGGGGGGACCCGCGCCCUGGCGAGGAGGCGGGGCUGAGGGCCCCAGGUGAGGGGCCAGGAAGGAGCACGCCCCCCUCCCACCGCUCAGUCCACCCCCGCCCGGGCAAACGCUGCCAGACCUGAGCCCCACCCCGAGGGGCCCUCUGCACCCACUCCCCGGAGCACCCGGCCCGCUCCGCCCCUGAGGCCCGGUACCUGCGGCGCCCUGGGCCUGGCGCUCACCCGGGGCUAAUACAGGAGCAUUACGUUAAUUAGUUAUUCAUUUAAUUUAACUUCACAUUUGGUCUCAAUUAAGCUUCAAGUGCUCUUCCUUAUAGAUGUUACAAUAGCACUUGUAAUUAAAAAGCAAUAACUCUUUGCAUUUCUCCUUUAGAGAUCCGCUGGGAGGCCGGGCUGAGGGGGAGGCAGUGGGGAUGGGGAGCAGCUCUGCGUGGGUGUCAGUGUGGGGGAUGCCCAGACUAGCCACAGGGGCUGACCCUGUCUAUAGGGAUGGCGGGUGGAGGCCACCACCCCCAGAGAGGUGCAUGCCCCAACUCCCGGCCAGAGAGCCUGCAGUGGGGGAGGCCGGGUGGAGGCAGAGGUUGGGGUGCCUCUCACUGGAAGGUGGGCCCUUACUGUAGCUCCGCAGGCCCUGCUCAGGUUUCUACCCUCCACAACUACAAUAAAUCAGUGCUACUCGAAACCGCUCGGCCUGUGGAAAUUUGUCACAGCAGGGAGAGGGAAUGACGUUCCUGUGUGCGAAGGAAAGAAUGGGGAGAGCACGGGGCACUCGGAGCGGCUGGUGGGCGGCACUGGGCACCCCGGGCUCACGGCCGCCCUGCCCUGGGCCCUUCCUGUCUCCUGACCCAGGCUUCCCACUUUCCUGCAGGCUAGCCUUGCUGGCCAGGCGGCAAGGAGGGCCUCCGUGGAAGUGCCCUCUGCUGGCCACCUGGGUUUAGCACCUGAGCAGCCCCAGACUCCUGGCCAAACCGAAAAUUCUAGAUUUUCUGCUAGACUCGAUGGCUCGUCCGUAGGAUUUCUAGGUGCUGGAUUUGCAUCGCCCUGGCCCUCCUUUUCCUUUCGGGCGUUAUUUUCUCAUCUUCUGGGGCCCCGGAGUAUAAUGCUAAGUAAGGAAUAUUGAGGCCCGGGGUCCAACAGCCUGACUUUCCGACCCACUUACUCUGCACCUCACCCCGUCACGACCCUCCCCGGCUGCUGGGGUAGUGAGAGGCACCCCGUGGGGGCUGCUAAUCGGGGUGUUCAGAUGAAGGCCCAGCCCAUGUUUGCUAAGUAAAACAGACGACCAACCACAGCAUGUGGAGACCAGAGCCCUUCUUCUCCAGCUCCCCACCCCACCCCCUGGGGCCGGGACAGAAAUAAGAGACGGAACUUGGUGAACUUUAAAAUCCCUCCCAGUCCCGAGUUUUCAGGCUCCUGUGGGGAUAAUCCACGUUUUUCUCCAGGUCCGUUUGCACACGGUUCCGGUCCCCAUAUCUGGAAGGUGGCUGCUCUGUAGCAGCCGCCAGCACAUGACGGGGUGAGCCCAGCAGUGGAAGACAAUGCCUGCCAUCAGUGCGGCCAGUUCUAAUCAAGAAUUCUUUCAUGAAACGUGCUCUUCGGGAUUGGAGCUGGGGACAGGGAGAUGAUGGGUAGCUAAGGCAGAAAACCGAACAGUCCGUGAACACACAGCGAGGUCUGGAGGUCAGACUGGUCUUUGCACUGAGGCAUGAGCGGGCGGGAAUGCCACCGGGAGGCUGGUACCCCUGGCCAGCUGCGAGCCGCUAACUCCCUUGCCUCCCCACUGUCUCUCAACUCGCAGACAAUUGCAGCUGGGUUUUGGCGUUUGUUAUUUUUCCCACUGUACAAAACAAUCCCAGUCCAGAGUGGUGUCCGAGUGGCUGGUGGAAGGGGCCCGUGUGACAGAGGGAGGAGUGGACUGCCUCGGAUUCUGAGUCAGGACAGUUGUACGCGAUUGGGACCAGAGCAGAAAAACUCGGGGCGCGGGGAGUGCUCUGACAGGAGGCCGACGAGUUCCCCCAGAAUCUGAGUAUUAGAACACUCAUUCUCCUGGAUGAAACACAUGACACUGAUGUUUACUUCCACUGUUACAAACGGACAUGGGACGCUGAGAUGCAACGAGCAGCGCCAUCUAGUGGGAGAACACACUCGUCUGUCAAGGGGGCCGGGAGGGUCUGGCCAAAUGGUAUCUGUGAUCAGGACCCGGUUUCAGCAGCACCCCACCUUUGCCACAUUCACGCCUCGCCUGCCACCCGUCACAAAGGCCUCCUGGACUCCGCGUCCUUCCCUCCCGGGCGGCCCUGACCUGCGGGCCGGGACCAGGACAGUCACCACCGGACAGGACCUCCACCUUCCAGUCGCUGCGUGGUGCUGGGCAAAAUUUUUUUUUUCCCCCAGCGCAUUUCUGGAACCAGGUCCUGAGGCUGGGAUCUGUGAUGGAAAGAUGCUGGCACGUCUUGGGGGCUGCAGGCCACCGGGCUGGCGCGCUGG
Sorex araneus (European shrew) is the source of this 5508-nucleotide messenger RNA. It is a transcript of the gene SLC37A2, whose product is annotated as solute carrier family 37 member 2. Gene Ontology annotation, molecular function: glucose 6-phosphate:phosphate antiporter activity. Gene Ontology annotation, biological process: phosphate ion transmembrane transport; glucose-6-phosphate transport. Bases 444 to 1949 code for a protein of 501 amino acids. Lineage: Eukaryota; Metazoa; Chordata; Mammalia; Eulipotyphla; Soricidae. The record is from RefSeq and is a predicted model, not a curated record. Gene Ontology annotation, cellular component: endoplasmic reticulum membrane. The transcript has 19 exons.